GGGAUCAUUUAGUGCCCGAGAUGGGAGACCUGAAGUCAGGUUUUGAAGAGGUGGAUGGCGUGAGGCUCGGCUACCUCAUCAUUAAAGGAAAGCAAAUGUUUGCCCUCUCCCAAGUCUUCACGGAUCUGCUGAAAAACAUCCCGAGGACAACCGUGCACAAGCGCAUGGAUCAUCUGAAAGUGAAAAAGCACCACUGCGAUCUGGAGGAGUUGAGGAAACUGAAGGCGAUCAACAGCAUCGCCUUCCACGCCGCCAAAUGCACGCUCAUCUCUCGGGAAGACGUGGAAGCGCUCUACACCUCCUGCAAAACCGAGCGCGUGCUCAAGACCAAGCGCAGGAGGGUCGGCCGGGCCCUGGCCACACAGGCGCCGCCGCCAGAGCGCGCCGCCGCCGCCGCCAGCCCCCGCCCGAGUUUUUGGAAGGACAAGCACCAACUUUGGCGGGGCCUGAGUGGAGCCGCGCGACCCCUGCCAAUCAGCGCGCAGUCCCCGCGCCCCGGCGCCGCCGCCGCGCGCCCCGCCGCUCAUCUACCUCAGAUUUUUAGCAAAUACCCGGGGUCGCACUACCCGGAAAUCGUGCGCUCGCCUUGCAAACCCCCUCUAAACUAUGAAACUGCCCCGCUCCAGGGAAACUACGUCGCUUUCCACCCGGAGCCAGCGUACUUUCGGAGCCUGCUGUGCAGCAAGCACCCGGCCGCCGCCGCAGCCGCUGCAGCCGCAGCUGCCGCCGCCGCCGCCGCUGCAGCAGCAGCCGCCUACUACCAGGCGUCUGCGGCCGGGCCCCAGCCCAAGACCGCAGCGGGCGCUGGAGGGCCGGGGAGCCUGACCUACCCGUGCAAGCGCAAGCGCGCGGGCGCCAAGGACUGCCUGCUUGCGCCCCACGCCGGCGCUCGGCGCCUGCUGCUACUGCCCAGGUCCUACAAAGCCAAGGCGGCUGCUGCUGCGGCGGCGGCGGCGGCCGCCGGGGCCACUUGCCUGGAGAGGUUUCAUCUGGUCAACGGCUUUUGCCCGCCUCCCCACCAUCACCACCACCACCACCAUCACCACCACCACCACCACCACCAUCGGGCCCAGCAGUCGCAGCAGAAUCACCACCCCCCUCACCACCACCGGCCACAGCCUCAUCUGGGCAGCUUUCCCGAGAGCUGUAGCAGCGACUCUGAGUCCAGCUCCUACUCGGACCAUGCCGCCAACGACUCGGAUUUUGGCUCCAGUUUGUCCAGUUCUAGCAACUCUGUGUCCUCGGAGGAAGAGGAAGAGGAGGAGGAGGGCGAGGAGGAGGAAGAGGAGGAGGAAGAGGAAGAGGGGGGCAGUGGGGCCUCGGACUCCAGUGAAGUCAGCUCGGAGGAGGAGGACUCGUCCUCGGAGUCGGACUCCAGCUCCGGCUCCAGCCAAGUGUCAGUGCAGAGCAUCCGUUUCAGGCGCACCAGCUUCUGCAAGCCUCCCAGCAUGCAGGCGCAGGCCAACUUCUUGUACCAUCUGGCCUCUGCCGCCGCUGCAACCAAACCCGCUGCUUUCGAGGAUGCAGGCAGACCUCCCGACCUCAAGAGUAGUGUCAAAGCGGAGUCGCCGGAGGAGUGGAAUCUGCAGAGCUGGGCCUCCAAAGCGUCUCCGGUGUACUGCCCGGCCAGCAUGGGGAGUUGUUUCGCAGAGAUAAGGAACGAUAGGGUAUCUGAGAUUACAUUCCCACACUCUGAAAUUUCCAGUACUGUAAAGAGAACUGACCUGACAAUUAACUGCCUGACGGAGGGAGCCUCUUCACCUAGCCCAAAGACAAACAAUGCAUUUCCACAACAAAGAAUACUCGGAGAGGCUAGGAAAUGCCUACGAGCAACUCCUACUACACCCUGUGCAGAUAACAACACAAUAGCUGCUAGGUUCUUAAAUAAUGAUUCUUCAGGAGCAGCAGCAAACUCAGAAAAAGAUUCCAAAAUCCCUCAUUGUGCUGAAUUUGCUGCGGAUUUGCCCUCUUUGCAAACUGAUCCGGAGGUGGAUGCAGCAGCAACUAAAGCCGAGAAUCUGUGCACUGACACAGACGACAAGACAUUGCCAUUUCUGCACAAUAUUAAAAUCAAAGUAGAAGAUAGUAGUGCUAAUGAAGAAUAUGAACCUGACCUUAUCACAAAUAAGCUAAAGUGCGAGUGCAAUGAUACAAAGGGUGAGUUUUACAGUGUGACUGAAAGUAAAGAGGAGGACACCUUGUUAACCACAGCCAAGGAAGGUUUUGCAUGCCCUGAAAAAGAAACUCCUUCCUUAAAUCAACUGGCUCAGAGUCAGGGCCUUUCAUGCACUUUAGGUUCUCCAAAACCUGAGGAUGGGGAAUAUAAAUUUGGUGCCAGGGUAAGAAAAAAUUACCGGACACUAGUACUGGGAAAGCGACCUGUACUUCAGACACCUCCAGUCAAACCAAAUUUGAAAUCAGCUAGAAGCCCUCGUCCUACAGGUAAAACUGAGACACAUGAAGGAACACUGGAUGAUUUUACAGUUAUAAACAGACGCAAAAAGGUAGCCAGCAAUGUAGCAUCAGCAGUGAAAAGGCCAUUUAAUUUCAUGGCAAAUUUUCCUUGUCCACCAUCACUCAUUAUUGGGAAGGAUGGGGAUUUGUGGCCGGCGUAUUCCUUAAACACCACUAAGGAUUCCCAACCUCCUCACAAGGCCCAUCCUAUAUGGAAAUGGCAGCUGGGCGGUUCUGCAAUACCUCUUCCACCUAGUCACAAGUUCAGGAAAUUUAAUUCAUAA
Messenger RNA from Loxodonta africana (African savanna elephant), 2738 nucleotides. RefSeq names its product SKI/DACH domain containing 1 (gene SKIDA1). Lineage: Eukaryota; Metazoa; Chordata; Mammalia; Proboscidea; Elephantidae. The transcript has a single exon. The record is from RefSeq and is a predicted model, not a curated record. Bases 21 to 2738 code for a protein of 905 amino acids.